This is a messenger RNA of Urocitellus parryii (Arctic ground squirrel), 1582 nucleotides long. It is a transcript of the gene Reep4, whose product is annotated as receptor accessory protein 4. NCBI's taxonomy places the organism in Eukaryota, Metazoa, Chordata, Mammalia, Rodentia, Sciuridae. Gene Ontology annotation, cellular component: cytoplasmic microtubule; endoplasmic reticulum membrane; endoplasmic reticulum tubular network. The record is from RefSeq and is a predicted model, not a curated record. Gene Ontology annotation, molecular function: microtubule binding. Gene Ontology annotation, biological process: endoplasmic reticulum tubular network organization.
GUGAGUUGCAAACUCCGCCCCGGAGGCCGGUGCCGACUGCCUGCCGCGCUGGGACCGCGGCGACCCGCAAGAGCGUAGACCGAGACCCGGCACCCGGGCCGGGGACCAGCAGCGGCGCCCAGCAAGGGCCGAACACCGGGUUCUCGGCCACUGAGCUGGUCCGAGCCGCAACUGCAGCGCCGCGCGGCUGGGCCGAGGAGCGCGCCAGCCGGUGCCCGCUCCCAGCCGCUUCCUCCCUGCCCACCGCCUCCCCCAGCCCGCUGGUCUCCGGGUUCUCCUGGGUCUCCGCACCGCCGGGUCGGAGUCAGUGGGCGGCGGGCCCCACUUUGCCAGGGGACAGCGGGACCGACCCUCGGGUUCCUGCACCACCACUGAGCCCCCGUCCCAGCCCCCGCGUGAGCGCCCUCCAGGGCGUCUUUUGGGGGCCCUCCCCUCGUCCCCAAGGCUGUCAGGAUGGUGUCCUGGAUGAUCUGUCGCCUGGUGGUACUGGUGUUUGGGAUGCUGUAUCCAGCUUAUGCGUCCUACAAGGCCGUGAAGACCAAGAACAUUCGUGAAUAUGUUCGGUGGAUGAUGUACUGGAUCAUCUUUGCAAUCUUCAUGGCAGCCGAGACCUUCACAGACAUCUUUAUCUCCUGGUUCCCUUUCUAUUAUGAGAUCAAGAUGGCCUUUGUUCUGUGGCUGCUUUCGCCCUACACGAAGGGGGCCAGCCUACUUUACCGAAAGUUCGUCCACCCAUCCCUAUCCCGUCAUGAGAAGGAGAUCGACACGUACAUUGUUCAGGCCAAAGAGCGCAGCUACGAGACAGUGCUCAGCCUCGGGAAGCGCAGUCUCAACAUUGCUGCAUCCGCUGCUGUACAGGCUGCCACCAAGAGUCAGGGCGCACUGGCCGGUCGCCUGCGGAGCUUUUCCAUGCAGGACCUGCGCUCCAUCCCCGACACCCCUGCCCCUACCUACCAGGACCCCCUCUACCUGGAAGACCAGGUACCCCACAGGAGGCCACCCAUUGGGUACCGGGCAGGGGGCCUGCAGGACAGUGACACAGAGGAGGGGGGUUGGUCGGAUACCGAGGUAGUCCCCCAGCCACCAGCGCGGCCCCGGGAGAAGCCCCUGAGCCGAAGCCAGAGCCUGCGUGUGGUCAAGAGGAAGCCGCUGGUCCGGGAGGUCGGUGGCAAGGAGGGUGUAAGGGUGGUGGGUGGGCCACACCACAGCCCACACCUCCCACAGUAUACCUGCUCUCUCCCCAGGGCACCUCACGCUCCCUGAAGGUCCGAACUCGGAAAAAGACUGUGCCCUCAGACAUGGACAGCUAGGGUCUGCGGAGUCAGCCCAGUCUUACCUCAGGCCCUGCAGGUGCCGGGCUAGGUGCAGGGCUCCUUUGGCUGCACACUGGCUGGCCUGCACCGGCUACCUGGGUCCCACCCCUCCUGGCUCCUGCGUUUGCCUUAGAGCCAGGGCAGAGGCUGUGCGUCCUGCUGUGGACGCACCCACAGUGUCAGAGCUGGCUGGGCCCAGGGUUCUAUUUAUUGCCUUCCUCCGCCCUCUGCCUUCUCAGGUAUGGGACCAGAGCCCCCCAAAACUGCUA